UACUAUUUCAUUAGUGACUGAGAAGCAACAGGAACCCUCAAGCCAUGAAGACGUUCUUUCUUCUCACAGCUGUUGUCUUCUUGACCAUCCAGGUCCAGGCUCAGUUUAAUAAAGAAGAGAUGCUGACUCAGGAAGAGGCUAUGACUGAGAACCAGUUUCCUGAACUCCCUUCCAUGGAAGCUGAGAACUCAGAUACAAUGGCCUCAGAUCCUCAGCAAAGAAAGGUCGUGACCUGCUAUUGUAAAUCAAGAUGUGGUCUCUUCCAAAGGCUUUCUGGGUCCUGCCGGAUCAAUGGUAUAACUUACCGACUGUGCUGUCGAUAACUCAAAGAACUUCAUGAACCAAUUUGAGUGUCAUCACUAUUAAACCUUGUAACCCCCUUUCUAUAUCCCAAAUACAACCCUAGCAUCAAGUUCAUGAUAUAAGCCUGGCUGUUGCAUCUCUAUGUGUGUGUGUGUGUGUGUGUGUCCUACAUUUGUUUAUUUCUCCAUAAUUAUCUAUGAAGUUGUGCUGAUUAAGAGGGUGAACAGUAGCUGGUAUAGUGAAUGAUACUCUAGAGUUGUUUCUUAUUUCAUGUAGGGUGCUUGAAUUUUUAAAUAAAGGAUGCUCCCCUCCCCAUACUUACACACCUGCCCCUAAGUUAUC
Messenger RNA from Dromiciops gliroides (monito del monte), 645 nucleotides. RefSeq names its product defensin-A2-like. Gene Ontology annotation, biological process: defense response to Gram-positive bacterium; disruption of plasma membrane integrity in another organism; innate immune response in mucosa. Gene Ontology annotation, cellular component: extracellular region; extracellular matrix. The record is from RefSeq and is a predicted model, not a curated record. The transcript has 2 exons. The coding region runs from base 45 to 323 and encodes 92 amino acids. Lineage: Eukaryota; Metazoa; Chordata; Mammalia; Microbiotheria; Microbiotheriidae.